Messenger RNA from Ceratotherium simum simum (southern white rhinoceros), 3693 nucleotides. It is a transcript of the gene HKDC1, whose product is annotated as hexokinase domain containing 1. Gene Ontology annotation, biological process: glucose metabolic process; carbohydrate phosphorylation; glycolytic process. NCBI's taxonomy places the organism in Eukaryota, Metazoa, Chordata, Mammalia, Perissodactyla, Rhinocerotidae. The record is from RefSeq and is a predicted model, not a curated record. Gene Ontology annotation, cellular component: mitochondrion; cytosol. Gene Ontology annotation, molecular function: glucokinase activity; ATP binding; D-glucose binding.
UUGAACUAAGCAGCCUGGAAGUAUUUAAUCUGUGGCACCAGUUCCCCAGAGGUCUGCAGCUUGAACUGGACUUGGGCAGCACUCUAGAGACGUGGGAGUAAACACUGCACAGAAAUCUCUGCCCAUCUCAGGAGAAACUAAACUUGGGAAAAAUGUUUGCGGUACACUUGAUGGCCUUUUACUUCACCAAGCUGAAGGAGGAUCAGAUUAAGAAGGUGGACAGGUUCCUGUAUCACAUGCGACUCUCGGAUGAGACCCUUUUGGACAUCAUGGCUCGGUUCCAGGCUGAAAUGCAGAAGGGCCUGGGGAAGGACACCAGCCCCACAGCCUCAGUGAAGAUGCUGCCCACCUUUGUCAGGGCCAUUCCAGAUGGCUCGGAAAAUGGGGAGUUUCUUUCCCUGGAUCUUGGAGGAUCCAAGUUUCGAGUCUUGAAGGUGCAAGUCUCUGAAGAGGGGAAACGAAAUGUCCAGAUGGAGAGUCAGUUCUACCCAACACCCAAUGAAAUCAUCCGAGGGAACGGCUUGGAGCUGUUUGAAUACGUAGCUGACUGUCUGGCAGAUUUCAUGAACACCAAAGGGUUGAAGCAUAAGAAAUUGCCCCUUGGCCUAACCUUUUCUUUUCCCUGCAGACAGACUAAAUUGGAAGAGGGUGUCCUGCUUUCAUGGACGAAGAAGUUUAAGGCGCGGGGAGUUCAGGACACAGAUGUAGUGAGCUGUCUGACCAAAGCUAUAAAAAAACACAAGGACAUCGAUGUGGACAUCCUGGCCUUGGUCAAUGACACCGUGGGGACCAUGAUGACGUGCGCCUACGAUGAUCCCUACUGCGAAGUUGGUGUCAUCAUUGGCACUGGCACCAACGCGUGUUACAUGGAGGACAUGAGCAACAUUGACCUGGUGGAAGGUGACGAGGGGAGGAUGUGCAUCAACACCGAGUGGGGGGCCUUUGGGGACGACGGGGCCCUGGAAGACAUCCGAACCGAGUUUGACCGGGAGUUGGACCUGGGCUCUCUCAACCCGGGGAAGCAACUGUUUGAGAAGAUGAUCAGCGGCCUAUACCUGGGCGAACUCGUCAGGCUUAUCUUGCUGAAGAUGGCCAAGUCAGGCCUCCUGUUUGGUGGUGAGAAAUCCUCUGCUCUCCACACUAAGGGCAAGAUUGAAACACGGCAUGUGGCUGCCAUGGAGAAGUAUAAAGAAGGCCUUGCCAAUACAAGAGAGAUCCUGAUGGAUCUGGGCCUGGAGCCUUCGGAGGCUGAUUGCAUUGCGGUCCAGCACGUCUGCACCAUCGUCUCCUUCCGCUCAGCCAAUCUCUGUGCAGCGGCCCUGGCAGCCAUCCUGACACGCCUCCGGGAGAACAAGAAGCUGGUGCGACUCCGGACCACGGUGGGCAUGGACGGCACACUCUACAAGAUUCACCCUCAGUACCCAAAACGCCUGCACAAGGUGGUAAGGAAACUGGUCCCGAACUGUGACGUCCGCUUCCUCCUCUCGGAGAGUGGCAGCACCAAGGGGGCUGCCAUGGUGACAGCGGUGGCCUCCCGCGUGCAGGCCCAGCGGAAGCUGAUUGACAUGGUGCUGGCUUUAUUCCGGUUGACCCAAGAGCAGCUCGUGGGUGUGCAGGACAAAAUGCGGGCUGAGCUCGAGUAUGGGCUGAAGAGGGACACCCACCCGCUGGCCACAGUCAAGAUGCUGCCCACCUACGUCUGCGGGAUGCCGGAUGGCACAGAGAAAGGAAAGUUCCUUGCCCUGGAUCUGGGGGGAACCAACUUCCGUGUUCUCCUGGUGAAGAUCAGAAGUGGACGGAGGUCGGUGCGAAUGUACAACAAGAUCUUCGCCAUCCCCCUGGAGAUUAUGCAGGGCACCGGUGAGGAGCUCUUUGACCAUAUUGUGCAGUGCAUUGCUGACUUCCUGGACUAUAUGGGCCUCAAGGGAGCCCAGCUGCCUUUGGGCUUCACGUUCUCCUUUCCCUGCAGGCAGGCGAGCAUUGACAAGGGAACACUCAUUGGGUGGACCAAAGGCUUCAAGGCCACUGACUGUGAAGGGGAAGAUGUAGUGGACAUGCUCAGGGAAGCUAUCAAGAGGAGAAAUGAAUUUGACCUGGACAUAGUUGCAGUCGUGAAUGACACAGUGGGAACCAUGAUGACCUGUGGCUAUGAAGAUCCUAAUUGUGAGAUUGGCCUGAUUGCAGGAACAGGCAGCAACCUAUGCUACAUGGAGGAGAUGAGGAAUAUCGAACAGGUGGAAGGGGACGAAGGGAAGAUGUGCAUUAACACAGAGUGGGGAGGAUUUGGAGAUAAUGGCUGCAUAGAUGACAUCCGGACCCAAUAUGACAAGGAGGUGGAUGAGGGGUCCUUGAAUCCUGGCAAACAGAGAUACGAGAAAAUGACCAGUGGGAUGUACCUGGGGGAGAUCGUGCGGCAGAUCCUGAUUGACCUGACCAAGCAGGGUCUCCUCUUCCGUGGGCAGAUUUCAGAGCGUCUCCGGACCAGAGGCAUCUUUGAAACCAAGUUCCUGUCCCAGAUUGAAAGCGACCGGCUGGCCCUCCUCCAGGUCAGGAGGAUCCUGCAGCAGCUCGGCCUGGACAGCACAUGUGAGGACAGCAUCGUGGUGAAGGAGGUGUGCGGAGCUGUGUCCCGGCGGGCGGCGCAGCUCUGUGGCGCUGGCCUGGCUGCCAUCGUAGAGAAAAGGAGGGAAGACCAGGGGCUUGAGCACAUGAGGAUCACCGUGGGCGUGGACGGCACCCUGUACAAGCUGCAUCCGCACUUUUCUCGGCUAUUGCAGGAAACUGUGAAAGAACUAGCUCCUCGAUGUGAUGUGACCUUCAUGUUGUCAGAAGAUGGGAGUGGAAAGGGAGCAGCUCUGAUCACUGCUGUGGCCAAAAGGUUACAGCAGGCGGGGAAGAACUAGGAGUCCCUCGAGGUUGGGCUUGAUGCUCCUUGGAUACUGACCAGCCCUUCCUCUGGCAGAUGAGUUGGUCAGGGACCAACAAGCAACCUUCUGGCUGACUUCACCUUCUGGAUGGCUGAAAGAGAACCCCAGGUUCUCGGGUACUCUUAGCAUUUUGUUACUGGUUUUCAAGGGCAUUAAAUGACAUCUUUAUUUGGCAUAUUGGGGCCAACUUGUAAAAUCAAAGCGUCAGACCCAAGAGAUCCCCUUUCAGCAAAUUUUUCUGUUGAGGCCUGAGCUGUUAGCUCUCUAUGGCUUUGGGUUCUGUGGCUGCUGGACUGGGAAACAUAUACACGAUCUGCCCACGUGACCUGGCUGGCUGAGUUCCCCACUGGGAUGCUUCAGCUGUAGCUUGUAGUAGAUUGGGCCCUCUACUGUGGAUGAACAUUUGAGAGGGAUAGGGACUCAUGUAAUAAACUGGAGAUCUAAUCUAACUUGACCUUAACUUGUGUGUUGACUUCAAAUGUGAAGAGAGAACAAAGACUUUGGAGUAUUCAGCUCCAGGAUGAAGAGGAGUUGAUUGCCAGGGAGCCCUGUAGGACUCUUUUCAUGCCUAAAGUGAGUCAUAUCAGGACCCUGUAGGGUUUUGUUUCUCAAUAUGCUUGUGUCAUGGGGAAGGGUGCCGUGUGGGGCACCUAUUUUUCAUUUUACAUGUGGUUUGUGUUGCUGCUGUUGAUAGUUGUUUUAAGGACUGUUAGGUAUAUGAAAUCCAGUAAAUGAAUAAAAAAUAUUUGAUUUCCUGAGAAUCUUU